Molecule: messenger RNA, 3938 nt
Organism: Puccinia graminis f. sp. tritici CRL 75-36-700-3
Lineage: Eukaryota; Fungi; Basidiomycota; Pucciniomycetes; Pucciniales; Pucciniaceae
Exons: 11
Coding region: 246-3179 (977 amino acids)
Biological process (GO): microtubule-based movement
Molecular function (GO): microtubule binding; ATP binding; microtubule motor activity
Source: RefSeq, a predicted model, not a curated record
UACAACAUUGGUCAUAUCUUCCUUUCAUUUCAUCAUCGAACCAUCAAACAUCCUCAACUUCUCGCCCUUCUUCCCUUCAAACGAAACCAGCUACAUUUCAAACCAGAAACAACAACAAGCAACCAAGCAACCAAUCAAUCAAUCAAACAAACAAUCACAAAGAGUAAAGAUCACACACCUACGCACAAGCUUUCCUUCAGCCAUACUAUUGCCCACAACCUUAUCGGAGUCAAGCGAGAAGGAAGAUGUCAAACGUCAAGGUAGUCUGUCGAUUCCGACCACCCAAUGCGCUCGAGCUGAGAGAGGCCGGAAACGAUCCGAUCGUGAUCAUCAACGAUGAAGGGAAUAGCGUCAAGCUGAAGUCUCAGGAGGGCAUGAAAGGCCCCGAUGCAGCCGGGUUCACAUUCGAUCGUGUCUUCCCCAUGGAUACCAAGCAGGUCGAGGUAUUCGAAUAUGGCGUUAAAGGAAUCGUCGAAGAUGUACUCAGCGGAUACAAUGGUACGGUAUUUGCGUAUGGACAAACUGGAUCAGGGAAGACAUUUACAAUGAUGGGUGCCGAUAUUGAUAGCGGCGAACUGAAGGGUGUAAUUCCCAGAAUAACUGAACACAUCUUUGACUCUAUCAUGUCCAGCCCACACAACAUUGAAUACCUCGUCAAAGUCAGUUACAUGGAAAUUUACAUGGAAAAAAUUCGUGAUCUUCUAGCCCCUCACAACGAUAAUCUACCCAUUCACGAAGAUAAAAGUCGAGGGGUCUAUGUGAAAAACUUGUCAGACUUUUAUGUUGGUAGUGCUCCUGAAGUAUAUGAAAUCAUGAGGCAAGGUGGCGAGGCUCGAAAGGUAUCAUCAACCAUCAUGAACGCCGAAUCAUCUCGAUCACAUUCAAUCUUCGUUAUCACCAUCCAACAAAAAAAUCUUGAAACUGGCACCCAAAAAAGUGGUAACCUGUUCUUAGUCGAUCUGGCUGGUUCGGAAAAAGUUGGAAAGACUGGUGCUAGUGGUCAGACCCUAGAGGAAGCGAAGAAAAUCAAUAAGAGUCUUUCGGCACUUGGUAUGGUCAUCAACGCUCUGACGGACGGUAAAUCGGCUCACAUUCCUUAUCGAGAUUCGAAGCUAACACGUAUUCUACAAGAGUCUCUUGGAGGAAAUUCCCGAACAACAUUGGUCAUCAAUUGUUCGCCAUCGGCCUACAACGAAGCCGAAACACUAUCCACCUUACGUUUUGGUAUGAGAGCCAAAUCGAUCAAGAACAAGGCGAGAGUGAACGCAGAACUGUCAUCAGCCGAACUGAAAGCCUUAUUGAAGAAGGCACAGAGCGACACUGGUCGUCAACUAUCAUACAUCACCCUGCUCGAAGGCGAACUGACGAUAUGGAGAAGUGGUGGACACGUAGAUGAGGCAGACUGGGCGACGAUGGAGAAGGCGCUGGGUGUCAAAUUGAACGUCAACGAGGCUGGGGCUGUCAGUGUGGGUUCGAAUCUACAAGCCAAACCUGGGACGAGUGGGCGAGAGACCCCAAGCACACCUAACAGCGCUCUCGGCCGACCAGGUGCUCUAGCUAGUAAUCCCGCCUUGGAUGCCUUACGUGAGCUCGGCGCCCGUCCUGAGACACCCACUAUAUCUUUGGAGCGGGACGAACGAGAGGAAUUCUUGCGCAGAGAAAACGAGCUUAGUGAUCAGCUGGCUGAAAAGGAAGAAGCCUUGGCAAAACAGGAACGUCGUAUGCAAGAAAUUCAGGAGGAGCUGAGUUUCUUCAAAGAACAGGAGUCGAGUAUGUCUGCCGAGAACAAAGUGAUGGCAGCAGACUUGAACGAACUUCGAUUGCAGGUUGAGAAGCUGACGUACGAGAACAAGGAGGCAGCGAUUCUUGGAGAUGCGACUCGGGAACAAAACAAUGACUUGAGCAACGAGCUCGAGGAAUUGAAGAAGACGAUCGUCGAGCUCAAGGCUGCGCAGAAAUCUCUGAAUGACGAGGGUAAACAACGAAAGAAGGCAGAGAAGAUGGCCCAGUUGAUGGCUGGCUUUGAGUCGACUGCGCUAUCGGAGAAAGAAGACGAGAUUCGAGCGACACUGCAAAAGCUAGAUGAAGCGGCAGAUGUUGACCGACCGUUAUCAGCCGAAGAUCUGAUGUUACUGAAGAGACAAUUAACGGAUUCUCAGAUCCUAGCCAAUGAGUCGAAUGAGCGGGCGAAGAAGUCACAAGAAGAGAUCGAAUUACUGAGUCGACGGAAGGAAGAAUUAGAGAAUAGAUUAUCACUCUUGGAGCAAGAUUACGAAGAUCUACUCGAGCGCGCCUCGGCUGCAGUCGGAGCUGGUGGGAUCAAUACCGGGGAGGAUGUGAAUGAGUUGGAGAGUAUUAAGGCCAAGUUGGACGCCCAAACUGCACUCAAACGAGAGGCUACGUUGGUCGAGAUUACCGACUUGAAACAACAACUUGAUAUCAAGGUGCACGAGAAUCGAAGUCUGAUAGUGACGAUUGACAACUUGAAGAGUGCCAAUGAAGAGUUAAAGCGUGCAUUUGCAGUGACUGCUGCUGGAAUCGAAGGCGGUAAAGAUCUGGCUGAAAGCGCUAAGGAGAUGGAACGGAUUCGGAAAACCAUGGCUAGUCAGUUAUCUGAGUUCGAUGGAAUGAAGAAAAGCUUGAUGCGUGAUCUCCAAAAUCGAUGUGAAAAAGUAAUUGAAUUAGAAAUUUCAUUAGAUGAAACAAGAGAACAAUACAACAACGUCUUACGGAAUUCGAACUCGAAAGCGCAACAGAGGAAGAUGGAAUUCCUGACGCGGAACCUAGACCAACUAACGAAUGUGCAAAAGCAACUAGUGGAGCAGAACAGUAUUCUGAAGAAGGAUGUGGCGAUUGCCGAGCGGAAGCUGUUAGCGCGGAACGACCGGAUCAGUUCCUUAGAGAACAUGCUCAUCGAGGCCCAAGAGAAGCUGAAUUCCCAGAACUCCAAGUUCGAGCUCCAGUUGAAUGCCGUCAGAGAGCGGCUCAAUCAGGCCCGUGCACAGCAAGAUAAGCUCCCCGGCGGCGGCAAUCCCGGCGUCUCCGGCGGCCUCGUCUUUGGUAGAAUCGCUAAACCUUUGAGAGGUAGUGGCGGCCUCGUCCCAAGCAAUGAUCCUGCUUCUACUACUCCUAUCAAUGCUGAAGCAGCUAAACGAACGUCCUGGUUUACGCGCAAAUAAUCCAACCACAUACUUCUGUUUUUUUUUGAACUUCGUUCCCUCAUUUUUUUCUCAUAUAUUCCCUUCCUUCUUUCUUUUUUUACACUUUUUUUCCAUUUUUAGACAACCACCCCUGGCCCUUUUGUCUUCCUUCUUCUCCUUCUUUUUCUUUGACACUUUUGAGAUUUCUAGAUUGAUAGAUUAGUAUAGCUGUAUUUUUUUCUUCUUCCAUUCAUUCAUUCAUUUUUAUAUCUUAUCAUCUCCAUUUUUUUUUUUAGUUCUAUGUUUCAAGUGUGGAUGGUGUGUGUGGAUGAUGUGGGUAGAUGAAGUGUGUGUGAAGGAAGGUUUUGCUGUUUUCUUUUUCUCAUUUUGGUUUCCUCUUUGGUUUUGAGUCUAAUUUCCUGUUUUCCUUGUUUAUAUAUAUAAAAAUUUGACUUUCUUUUCAAAGUCCUGUUGACAUCACACAAUAUUGUCUUUCUUUUUUCUAUACAUACUUUUUUUUAUAAAUAUGUUUUGUAUAUACACAGUUUGCAUAUAGUACAGUUUGAUCCAAUCAAUCCAUAAACUCGAUCACUUUUUUUUUUCCUUUUUCUUACAGAUUUUCGUUCUGGAAUCAUUUCUUUUUUUUGGUCACCUCAUCUUAGACAAAACAAGAAACCAGGUUUGCACGGAUUCUUGGUAGUGUUUUUACAGUUUUGUGUCCUUGACUGAUUUUGGGGGCUGAUGAUGUAUGUUGGUUGCUCAUCUGAUGAUCUUCUCAUAUGAAAUGAAACAAGUCAU